Molecule: messenger RNA, 4383 nt
Organism: Gymnogyps californianus (California condor)
Lineage: Eukaryota; Metazoa; Chordata; Aves; Accipitriformes; Cathartidae
Product: oncostatin-M-specific receptor subunit beta-like
Exons: 19
Coding region: 217-3027 (936 amino acids)
Biological process (GO): cytokine-mediated signaling pathway
Cellular component (GO): external side of plasma membrane; membrane
Molecular function (GO): protein binding; cytokine receptor activity
Source: RefSeq, a predicted model, not a curated record
ACCUGAGCAAAGAUUACUGAGGUGAGGUACAUCACCGGAUGAGGAUGCUGCUCUUGCCAGCGUUGGCCUGGACGGGACUUCGGGAAUCAUCUAAGCCAGCCUUUUGCUCUAAAGGAGAAUUAGUUUAACUGGAGAUAUUUAUUUAGACUAUUCACAAACUACCUACUGAAGGAGAUUUCAUCUCUUGCCAAGUCUUACGCAGCAAAAGGCGGAUGAAUGAUGAAUCACUUCAUGGUUCUGGCAGUGCUGCUCCCCCUGAGGAUUUGCUACACUACAUACUCACAGCAAGAAUCCAUUGUGUUUCCAGUAACGUACCUUAACAUUUCCAAGGAUUUGGCUCUUCAGCAGCUGCUGGUGGAAUGGGAUGUUGGCAAGUCAGCACAUGAUGCUGAGCUGGCAAUGUCUUUUGAAAUACAAGUCCGUCGAACAGAUGAAACUACUGCUGUGUGGACAGAGUUUCAUAACGUCACACUUGAUAAAUCAGGAAAACCUCUUCAUUGGAUAUGGGAUUCAGACUUACCUUUGGAGUGUAUGUCACACUCAGUGAGAAUCAGGAGCAAAGCCGAAGCAUCAAAAAUGUGGAGUCAGUGGAGUCUGUGGGAGACUGUCCCAGGCCUGGACACUUCAAAUAACAGUGGACCACAAAUCUUUCCCAAUGAAAAAAUUGUAGAGGAAGGCUCUGAUAUCACUUUUUGUUGCAUUGGAAGGAAAGGUCAAAUCAUUAAGGAAUUCUUUCUAGUCCCAGAUGUUCAUAUUUUCAAUCACACAAACGGUCACGUCGGAGUUCUUAUUGUGAAAAAUGUGGCACAUCAAGCGCCUGACAUCACUGCCUACUGUCGAGAGUCUUGCAAUGAAGGGCAAUGCUAUGAUAGUGCAGUUUUCUUUGUGGGUAAACCACCUGAUACACCUAAUGAUUUUUCCUGCCAAACUCAAGACAUGAGAAUAGUAACAUGUACUUGGAGCCAAGGAGGAGAAACCUAUCUUUAUGGACGUCAUUCACCAAAAUACACCUUGUCUGAAAAGUUUUCCCAAAAAACGGUUCCAUGCACAGUAAGUUGUUCUGAGCAGUGCUCGUGUUCUUGGGAUAUAGGCCAGCAGAGGAUCUGUAAUGUCACAGUGACUGUGGAAAACCCACUGGGAAAGAAAACUGCCACAGAUGUUUUUGAUGUAACUCACAGAAUUUAUCCUGCUGCACCUUUCCAGCUGUGGGAAGAAUGCACAGAUACAGAAAUCACAUUAUAUUGGAAACAUCGAAACAAAGGCAUUGAACUCUUUUGUCAGACUGAAGUGCUCCAACCCGAUGGGAAAGUAGAACUGCAUAAUGGUUCAGACACACAUCUCCAUUAUGCCAGCAUCACCCUGGGUGGACUGCAGCCAUACACUGAAUACACAGCUAGAGUACACUGUGGGGCAGCUAAGCAUUUCUGGAGGUGGAGUGAAUGGAGUGAAGCCCGAACCAUCAGAACAAAGGAAGCAACUCCAUCAGGGAAACUGGACAUCUGGAGAGAAAUUACACCAGUUCUGGGGGGGCAGAAUGUGACCUUGUUCUGGAAGCAAGCACCAAGUUUUCGAGCAAAUGGAAGAAUUAUUUCGUAUGAAGUAACCUGGGAAAAAGUAGAAAAUGGCUCUAAGCCUGAAAGCAUCUCCUUUUCAUCAGUCUACAAUAGCACAAGGAUUUCCAUUGAUAACCAUUCCUACAGAAUCAGUAUCAUGGCAAAGAACAAUGUUAAUUAUUCACUUCCUUCAGUAUUGAUCAUCCCUAGAGCUACAGGUAACAGUAAGAGUAUUUUCAGCACCGAAGAGCUUCAAGAAGAACAGGUUAAUGGUACAGAUGAUGGCAUUUUUAUUUCCUGGGAGCCCAGACAUAUAUAUGACGGUUACAUUAUCGAUUGGUGUAACUUUCCAAUGUUGCAGCCCUGUGAUUUGCAGUGGAAGAGAUUUGGGCCCAACACUUCCAGUGCUCUGAUCAACUCAGCUGCUUUUGUUCCGGGGGUGAGAUACGACUUCCACAUCUAUGGAUCUGUUGCUAACAGAGCCUCCUUACUGGAGAGGAAGACUGGUUAUCUCAGGGAGCUACCUCCUCUGCUUGACCCUACUGUGGAUAAAGUUGAACUGACUUUCAAUGCAGUAACACUAUCUUGGGAUUCUUAUCACACAAAUAAGUCACAGUCUGGUUUUGUAAGAGGCUACCAUGUUUAUGUGUCACCUAUACCAGAGGACUGCAGUUUGAAAGGAUCCACAAAACAUGUUCUUCCAGAUGAUUCAGUGGUAUGUAAAUACACUAUUGAGAACCCAGAAGAAAAGAGAUACACCGUGAAACACCUGUUGUCAAACACAGAAUACAAACUAGCGGUUAAAGCAUAUACAGGUGGAGGAGAGACUCCCAGUGUUGAGUUUAUACGCAUAAGUACACCGUUUAAAUCAAACAUGCUGUACGUUCUAGUCCUGCUAGUGAUAGUUCCAUCACUAGUAGCAGCUAUAUGCCGCUGGAAGAUGAAGUGGGUGAAGGAGUGUUGCUGUCCUGUAAUACCUAGUCCUAACAAAAGCAAAGUGCUGUCAUUUAAAGAAUUUAAGAUCGGUUCUGAGAACGUAUUGAAAAUAAGUGACUGCAUUCCUGACAUGCUAGCAGUGGACAAUAAGGCCAAAGCCCAGAAAUUACAUCCAUGGAGCCAGUUGUCUUCAAUGCCAAUAGAAGAUAAGAUUGAUGGUCACAAUUCUUCCUGGAUUUACCUUAAUGGAAACGAGGAGAAAGACUUUACACCCACACCUACACCUCAGACUCAUAUAUGGUUUGAAAAUUUUGCUUAUUCUUCUCAUCUUGAAGUUAAAUCUGAUCCCUACCGAAUACCGGAUACACUAGAAGCAAGCAAGCCAGAACUCUCAGUAGUGCUGUACGAGCCACGCUACUACUUUGAUAUUUUUAAUGAAGAUGAUGCUGCCUCAACACCCAGAGAAACAGCUGGCGGAAAGACCAGUCUGAGAUAUAUUUCACAAACAGAUGUGCACUGCCUAGGGAGGAGGCUUUGAUGUAUUCUCCUCCACUGAGCCCAUCCUGUAUUUGGUUACACAAUAUAAGCAAGAAUUUCUAAAACCACAACUUCUUUUGAUGAAGGCUUUCACAAGCCCAGCUGCCCUACUUCUGUCAGCGCUGCAAAGCUCUUGCUUCAGGACUAGUUUAAAAAUACUGACUUGUGCACAGGAAUCAUGUGUGCUAUGGUUUCAUCACAAGUUACGGGCAUUAUAUCAGAUUUACAGGCUGUAAAUCUUAUAUAAUACAGGCUGUAUUAUGUAGAAGGUUAGAUCACAGCAGUUUCUCAUAGCCUGAUGCAAAGAACUACUAUAUUUUGCAGAGAUUAAAAAUUUAUUCAGAAAGUAGAGGAGCAAGUUAAACAAGCAGGUAGGUGGUUGUGUUCAAGGAGUGUAUUAUUUCACUUGCAGUAUUCUGUGUGUGCUUACUAUAUGUGCUCUGGCCACCCCUGGCCAGUCUGUUUUGUGCAGCUGUGCAUGGACCAUUACUCAGCUUCAGAGUCUGCCUCAGCCCAGUACCAUUGGGCGGCAUGGGUUGUACUUUCUCUCUCUCAAAUGAUGUAAGGAGACAACAUGGAAGGGUUACCUGCAUUCAGCGUGGCACAUUACUGAAAGACUAGAAGGAACUCUGACUUCUCUAGGAGUACUACCCUGUGCACCAAAAUCCAAUGAUCAUCCUGCUUUUAUUUCACCUGUCUUCUAACUGCACUUGGUGGGUGAAAGAGCACGGAAAAGAGAUUUCUAUAGUACAGGCUCCUGUUUCUGGUAACUGGGGCUCCUCACACUUCUGCCUUCUCUGCCUGGAAGAAUGACCCUUUAAAAUCCUAAACAAAAUCCUCUUAACUAAAGAAAGAAAUGGGGGGAGUGAAGUGGAAAGGAACUGUUUUUCCAGCAGGGCAGCUGUUUGUAAAACAGAGGUGUUACCAUGGCACUGUCUCUCUGCCUGUGCACAUGAACUUAACUUCUUCUGGCAUGAGCCCCUGCACUUACGUAGCAAGCCCCAACCAACCAGGUAAGCAGACAUAGUAUUCAGAUGCAUAGGUGUCUGAAUCACAUUUGUGAAGGACAUCAUAUUCAGGCUGCAUAUCACUGCUUUUGCAUGUAUUAAAACAAACAAAAAAAUAUUGUAACACUCAGAAUCCCUACAGUAGGCAGCACUGAAUUCAGUCUUCCAUUUUGAUUUUGAAAAAUUGGACAUUUGUAAUGAAGCAGAGUAGUUGGAAUUGUAUCGGAAAGUCUCAUCAGAUUAAACCUCCUUUAGUGCACAAGGAACCCUUUGGUUUUGCCUAACUAUGAUGCUGUCUGGAAUCUGUCACAAAUAAAAGUGAACACAAUAAAGUGUUUUUUACAAUUUGA